AUGCAAGGCUGCCUAAUGGCAUCGUCUUUGGUCCCGAUGCUUAUUGGUUUUACUGGUGUUGUAGGAGUAUUGACAAAGUUUAUAGGGCCACUUACGGUAUCGCCAUUGAUGUUGCUGUUAGCAUUCUCUCAAGUCGAUACUAUGGUAACGAAGAUUAGUAUGCAUUGGGUGGCUAUCAUUCAAGCCGUCACCCUUUUCAUUACUAUUCUCUAUCUGGCUGAUGUUCUCGUGCCCCUACCUGGUAUAAAAUAUGGCAAACUGCAUUGGUAUAGAACCAACUUAUUUGGACAAUAUCCAGUAAGUUCCUGGAACACUACUUGGAUUACUGCACAUGCAAAACGAUACAAUUCGUACUUACAGUACCUUAUUGCCAUAGCAAUAUCCUGGGCGUUCUGCUUGAUACUUACCGUAUGCAACCUCGUAGAACCAGGUGGUCCAGCUCGUGUCGACAUUCCACACAAAGUAGAAGCGAUUAGGAAUGCGGCAUGGAUAGCGGUACCUUACCCAGGAAAAUUUGGUGCUCCCACAUUCAAUGUCAGUUUAUUCAUCGCUUUCUUGCUAUCGGCAAUGACGUCCGUUUUCGAAUCUGUUGGAGACUACCAUGCAGCCGCCAGAAUGUCCCUAGAAAGAGCACCACCAAGUCAUGCCAUCAACAGAGGCAUCCUUGCUGAGGGUAUGGGAUCUUUUAUAUCUGGUCUUCUUGGACCAGCUGUCGGUAUGACCACACAUACAGAGAACAUUGGUGUGAUAGGAGUAACUAGGGUGGCAUCCCGUUGGACUAUGGUCGUUGCGGGAGUACUGCUGAUUGUUUUAGGAGUUUGCACGAAAAUUGGUGCUAUAUUAUCUACAGUUCCUGAUCCUCUGGUUGGUGGAAUCUUAGCGUCGUCAAUGGCUAUGGUAGUAGGAGUAGCUGUGUCGAAUUUGCAAACGGUAGACAUGACAAUGUCACGAAAUAUGGGAAUCCUUGGUUUUUCUAUGCUAUUUGGAAUGAUUGUUCCUGAAUAUUUCCGACGUUUUCCGAUUCAUACAGGUUUUCUAAUGCUCGACCAAGUUUUGAAUAUUUUACUACAAUUACAAAUGUUUAUUGGAGCUAUGUGCGCGUGCGUUUUGGAUAAUACUGUUGGAGGUUAG
Strongylus vulgaris is the source of this 1131-nucleotide messenger RNA. The record is from the annotation of a GenBank genome assembly. Lineage: Eukaryota; Metazoa; Nematoda; Chromadorea; Rhabditida; Strongylidae.